CGGCUAGCGGCCUGGGCGCCUCGGGCACUGACCUCUAUUGCCUGGAUCUGCUGCGGAAACGAGAUUAUGAAGGUUAUUUAUGUUCUCUCCUGCUCCCUGCAGAAUCCCGAAGCUCUGCUUUUGCACUGAGGGCCUUCAAUGUGGAACUGGCUCAGGCUGGUUAAGGACUCAGUCUCAGAGAGAACAAUUGGACUGAUGCGAAUGCAGUUUUGGAGAAGAACUGUGGAAGAUAUAUACUGUGACAAUCCACCACAGCAACCUGUGGCCAUUGAACUAUGGAAGGCUGUCAGAAGACAUAACUUGACUAAAAGAUGGCUUAUGAAAAUCAUUGAUGAAAGAGAAAAAAAUUUGGAUGACAAAGCAUACCGUAAUAUCCAGGAACUAGAAAAUUAUGCCGAAAACACACAGAGCUCUCUUCUUUAUUUAACACUAGAAGUAUUGGGUAUAAAGGAUCUUCAUGCAGAUCAUGCCGCAAGCCACAUUGGAAAAGCACAAGGCAUUGUCACAUGCUUGAGAGCAGCGCCCUAUCAUGGGAGCAGAAGAAAGGUGUUCCUGCCCAUGGACAUUUGUAUGCUGCAUGGCGUCUCCCAGGAGGACUUUCUACGGAGGAAAAAAGAUAAAAAUGUGAGAGAUGUCAUAUAUGACAUUGCCAGCCAGGCACACUUGCACCUAAAGCAUGCUAGGUCCUUCCACAGCAGUGUUCCUGUGAAAGCAUUUCCUGCUUUUCUUCAGACGGUUCCUGUAGAGGACUAUUUAAAGAAAAUUCAGCGAGUGGAUUUUGAUAUAUUUCACCCAUCUUUACAGCAGAAGAAUACAUUACUUCCAUUUUCUUUGUAUGUUCAAUCAUGGAGAAAAAGAUAUUAAAGAAAUUUCAUGGCCAUGGAUAAUCA
Tupaia belangeri chinensis (Chinese tree shrew) is the source of this 890-nucleotide messenger RNA. It is a transcript of the gene NDUFAF6, whose product is annotated as NADH:ubiquinone oxidoreductase complex assembly factor 6. Gene Ontology annotation, cellular component: mitochondrion. Gene Ontology annotation, biological process: mitochondrial respiratory chain complex I assembly; biosynthetic process. NCBI's taxonomy places the organism in Eukaryota, Metazoa, Chordata, Mammalia, Scandentia, Tupaiidae. The record is from RefSeq and is a predicted model, not a curated record.